UUGUCUCCUUUAAUAUUGACUUUCUACCUCCAUUUAGUAAUGUUUAGGAGAGACUUAUAUGUCGCCUUAUAUGUUGCCUUACUCCAUUGACAUGUGGUAUAACCAGAGAGUUCACACGGGCAGGCCAUAUUUCUACACGGCUGUCUACUUUUGGUCGUGUAGCGUACUUUGUGUCACUUAAUCAAACGCCGCAUUUUAGGACUUCACACGGGCAGCUGGGGAUUGCACACGACCGUGGGGCCUGGCCGUGUGAUCGUGCAGAACUGGGUUUUUAACCCAAUUUCGGGUUUUUUUGAAGAGGGAGACGAUUUUCCAGAGCAAAAACAGAGUCGUGAAGAGAGAAAGUGCCAAGAACAAACCCUAGAGGUGAUUUUGGAGCUGGGUUUCAUCAAUUAAGCUUGGAUUCAUCCAUGGAGUGAAGAUUAUCAUCCCAGAGCAUAUUCUUCCCAUUGUUAUGAGUAUGACUGCUUUGUAUUCUAUUUUCUUCUCUUUCUAUGGAGUUGAACUCUCUCACUUGGGUUUGAAGAACUCUAGUUCCAUGUGUUAGGGAUAUUGAUUGUAAUGACUUUUGGAUUGAUAUACUUUUUGAUUAUAAUUCAUUGAGUCAAUUGAAGCUUGAUCAACUUUUCUUAAUUUCUGCUGCAACCUGAGAUAGAUAGAAUUUGAUUAGGUUGUUAAAGCUUAUCAAUCGGUAGUAGUGAAUUGAUUAUACGAGAGUUAGUCACUUCUAUGUUAAUUGCCUCAGCAGUCUAUCCCGGUGAAGGCUAGUCACCUAUCUGUUAGUCUGUCUGAGAGGGCUUGGUCAGCUUAAGAGAUUCCAAACUACCGUCGGAUCUUCAGCAGUUUAAUCAAUAGUAAAUAAACCAAAGGAAAUUACAACUUUGACCUAACUAAGGAGCUAGGGGGACUCGUUCCCGAGAGACUCUUCCCUUGCUUAAGAACUUUGACAAUUUCCUGCUUUCUUACUGCUUUUGUUUAGAAUCACUCUCUCUACACUUAGUCCCGCUAGAUAAUAGGUAAUCACGGAGUAGGCAGUAGAUCUAGACCCCGGGUUGAUUAAGUAAACUUACCACUAUUCUGCAUUUCCAAUCUGUGACUACACUUGGUCGCAGUUUGGUGUUGUGUCGUAGCGUGUCGAGUUUUUGGCGUCAUUGAUGGGGAACUCUAGGUUAUUGUAGAAACGUGAAAGUCUGUUACUUUAGCAUUUUUCUUUUCUUUUCCACCCUUGCUUUGCACUUGGGUGUUUGGUUUUUGUUGGUGCAGAUCUCAAACAUGGAUCCUCAUGGCAUCUCCAGUCAUUGGGGGUAUCAACCACCAUCCGUGUGGUAUAAUCCCGAGACUUCCUGGAGCAAUCAAGGAAGAGAAGACUAUGGAUUCGAGUUUCAGUACCAAAUCCCCUACUACGGAGAACAACCAGACCCUUGAGAACCUCAAGAACAAUCUCCUUUUCAAGAAGAAUUCCUCCCACAGCCAGAGGGGCCGUUUGAGAUGGAGUUGUCCAUGGCGGCCUUCAGAGGCCAUUCUGCAGAGCCAUGCUACACUCCACUGGCAGAUCCGAACAAACAAUUGAGGCUUCUCGUGGAGAAGUUUGCUCGAGACAGUGAGAGAUCAUGCUCCAAGAUGGAUAUUCAAAUCCAAGCCCUUGCCCCUUAUAUGAUCCCUCAUUUCUCCAUGAAAUGGAGGAGGAUGUUCAGUGCUCCGCGAAACAAAGAGAGUGGGUGGAGCAAGUUUGCACAGAACCUGCUUAAGAUCACCCUUCUGCUACCACACUAGAAGAGCUGGAGGAUGACGAAGGCUAUGGGGUUGUUGAGGAGCAUACAGAAAUUGUCACAGAAAACUCCCUUGAUAAUCAUGAUCAGGAAAGUCCUCUGGUGGCAGAUCACACCUUUCCUCAUUUCUGCUCUAACAUGUUGGGCUCGUGCGAGAAGAUGCAAGAUGAUCCCAUUGAAGAAAUUUGUUACACCCCGCUCUUCCCAAAAGUCAAAAUGAAUAUUAUGCCCUUGG
Molecule: messenger RNA, 2004 nt
Organism: Linum trigynum
Lineage: Eukaryota; Viridiplantae; Streptophyta; Magnoliopsida; Malpighiales; Linaceae
Source: the annotation of a GenBank genome assembly